UUCAUUUUGUGAGGUACCUACAACGGUAGACCACUCUGCUCAUCAAUAUUUUAAAUAGAUAUAUAUUUUAUUUGAUAAAUUCCUCUUCGAAAAUUUGAUUUUUAUAUAAUAUUAAAAAACUCCAAAAAAUAUUCUGUUUUGGAAUAAGGAAUUAAAAAUAUAUUAAAUAUUUAGUAUUUUAGUCAUAACGCUAAAAUAUAAUAAAAAUCUAUUUGUAUAGAGAAACGUUGUUUUUAACGGCUUAGAAUUAUUUUAAAAAAUAUUUACGUAAAUAGUUUUUGAAAUAAUAAUUAAUAUAUGUGCUACGUUAAAUGGAUCAUCCAGUAAAUUAAUAUUACGAUGGUAUUAUAUAUUUUAUAUUAUAAUGUCAUAUAUUAUACACAACAUUCCAUGUAAUUAAUUUGUAUUAAACGUAUUUAAAAUGAAAACAAAAAAGACUUUCAUAUUGAAAUAAUAAAAAAAAUUCUUACACUUGUGAUUCGCAUCGCAUACCUAUACUUCUGAUCUCUGUAGUCUAUCUAAUAAGUAUAACAAUAAUAGAGUAAGCGAGUACUUCCGUGCUUAUUUAUACUUAAAGAUGUCGCGUAUAGGAACAUAAUAUAACGAUGAUUAAUUUUUUAUCGACCAAGUAUGUUGUAGAUACGCUUGAAAUGAUGAGAUUGAGGCUGUUGUCUAAUAAGAACCUAAAUUAACAAAAAAUUACAAAUUUAAGUCUUGUAUACUAGCCCGGGUAUUUUCAGAUAAUAAAAUUAUUUCUUAUGAGAUAAGAUGGUUGAGUAUAAAAUAAUGUGACAACCAAUUUUUUGUUAUUAUUGGGAAUUGCUGAAUACUGAGUGGGUAAUAUUCAGAUGUUUUUCAAAAGUAAAACAAAAUUAUAUUUAAUGUGAAUUUUAUAAUUUCUUCAUAUUAUUUAUUUAUUUGCUUUUGUUUCCCUUAAAUUUUGAAAUUAAAAUUAUUAUUUUGAAUCGAAUAUUUUUACGCGUUAUUAUUGCCGUAUCAAUUUUUUGGAAAGUACUAUCUUAUAUAUAAAAAUCUCAUGUCACUGUGUUUGUCCGGGAUGAACUCCGAAACUACUGAACCGAUCUUAAUGAAAUUGUUUACACCGUGUUAUGAUAGUUUUUAUCUCGAUUAAGACCCUCAAUAUUUUUGCAAUACGCGGGCAACGCCGUGUCGGGAGUCGGGACAGCUAGUAUUUUAUAUUUAGAAUAGGUUUUGUGAACGACCCAUAUUAUACCAUUAUAUAUAUUUCAUUGUUUAACACAGUAAAUUAUAGUUUAUUGAAAUUGGAAAAAAAAAUAGAGUUAAGCACCGACCAGAACCAUUUGUUAUAAGUUAUUAUACAUUCUAUAAAGAGCUUUUCAUUGGCGUAUGAGGUGUUUACGAUAGGUAUGUAUCUAAGUGAUUUAUUGACUCUUGUGUAUGUGUGUAUACUUCGUGAAAGUAGGUACGGUGGAUCACGAGAAGGUGUCGGUAGUCUUCACUCACAUGAUAUUAUAUAGACUUAAAAAAAAUGUGUGAUAAUUUUAAAAGUAAUUGUAGAUCAAGAUUAAUAGAUGAUUCUGCCGAUUUAAAACCAUUGGAUUUGUCGAUAAGGAGUGCUUUGACGUCGCGUCAUGUCAAGUCAAAAAAACCAUACAAAUUGUUUUGUGAGGUUUGCGCGAAGGGUUUUGAUCGGCCGUCGCUUUUAAAAAGGCACGUAAGAACCCAUACAGGAGAACGUCCUCACGCUUGCGCCCAGUGCGACAAAGCGUUUUCCACGUCCAGCGCAUUGAACACACAUAAACGCAUACAUAGCGGCGAGCGGCCACACGCAUGUCCAAUUUGCGGCAAAACGUUUACAGCCAGUUCGAACCUGUACUACCAUAGAAUGACACAUUCCAAAGUAAAACCACAUAAAUGUAAUGCAUGCGACAAGUCUUACCCAACUCCGGGGAACUUGCGUGCCCACAUGUCAUCACAUUCUGGUGAAUGGACGUACAAUUGCAAAACUUGUGGCCGAGGUUUUGGAAAAAAAAUCAACGUGGAAAGGCAUGCCAAGACAUGCCACAGAUAA
Molecule: messenger RNA, 2053 nt
Organism: Rhopalosiphum padi (bird cherry-oat aphid)
Lineage: Eukaryota; Metazoa; Arthropoda; Insecta; Hemiptera; Aphididae
Product: zinc finger protein 486-like
Exons: 4
Coding region: 1511-2053 (180 amino acids)
Biological process (GO): regulation of DNA-templated transcription
Molecular function (GO): DNA-binding transcription factor activity, RNA polymerase II-specific; RNA polymerase II cis-regulatory region sequence-specific DNA binding
Source: RefSeq, a predicted model, not a curated record